UCCGUUAGCACAGUCGCUAAUGUUGUUGCAACUCAUCAUCAACAUCUGAGAAUGUACCCAGCGGGCAUAUCUCUCUAAAAUGAAUCCCCCCGAGAUGCCAGACACUGGUCAGGAAUUAACACCAGCUCCCGGGGAAGCAGGGCACAAUCCUGACAGCCAGUCUGUCACUGGAUCAGAUGGGCUGGUUGGCAGGCGGCUCAGUGAGCCAGGCCGCUUUGCAUACGCUGGCUUGUGUGGCGUGUCCCUGGGCCAGUUGUUUCCAGGGUCCCAUCAGAGGGAUUUCCGGGAGCAGUUUCUGGAAGGCCUGGUGCGAUGGCUGGACCUGGACGAGUCGGUCAUGCCGGUCAUGGGUGCCUUCCUAUCGGGCCUGGGCUUCGAGGGGAGCGACACUUUCCUCUCCAUCUUGCAGGAAGAGCCACUGCUUAGCAUUGGAGCAGCCCCCAUCAUUCAGGACCUGGUGUCAUUUUCCGUGAAAGAUGGCCAAUAUGACUCCAGGGCACGAGUGCUGAUCCGCCAUGUUUGCUGCCUGCUCCGCGUCUCCACCGAGCAGCUGGAGGACUUUGAGGAGACCUUAGGAGAGAGGCUGAGGGAGAGUGGAGAAGAAAGCGAGGAGGAAUCGUCAAGGCGACAGAAGAAAGAGAGAGGGCGUAAAUUGCGGCGCUACCUGCUGAUUGGCUUAGCCACCGUCGGAGGAGGCACUGUGAUUGGUGUGACGGGUGGGCUGGCGGCCCCUCUGGUGGCUGCUGGUGCGGGGGCGGUGCUGGGCGCUGGAGGGGCGGCUGCGCUGGGCUCAGCCACAGGCAUCGCUAUCAUGGCCUCCCUGUUUGGUGCAGCCGGGGCCGGAUUAACUGGCUACAAAAUGAAUAAGCGUGUGGGAGCCAUUGAGGAGUUUGAGUUCCUGCCUCUGAGUCAUGGCAAGCAUCUCCGCGUGACCGUGGCCGUGACCGGCUGGCUAUGCAGUGGCAAAUACAGCUCGUUCCAGGCUCCCUGGUCCAGCCUGGGAGCGUGUGGCGAGCAGUACUGCCUGAUGUGGGAGUCUCGUUUCCUGCGUGACCUGGGCUCGGCCAUGGCCACCGUGGUGGACGGCCUGUUCAGCAUGGUAGCCCAGGAGGCACUCAAGUACACCGUGCUCUCAGGCAUCGUGACUGCCAUGACCUGGCCGGUGUCUCUGCUGGCUGUGGCGAGUGUGAUUGACAACCCGUGGAGCGUCUGCCUGAGCCGCUCGGCCGAGGUGGGCAAACACUUGGCACAGGUGCUACGGAGCCGGCAGCAGGGGAAACGUCCAGUGAACCUCAUUGGAUUCAGCCUGGGAGCCAGAGUCAUCUACUUCUGCUUGCAGGAGCUGGCUAACGAGCAAGGGGGCGAGGGUGUGGUGGAGGAUGUGGUGCUACUGGGGGCUCCCGUGGACGGCUCCGACAAGGCCUGGGAACGACUCUCCGGGGUGGUGGCCGGCAAGAUCGUCAACGGCUACUGCAGGGGCGACUGGCUGCUGGGCUUCCUCUACCGGAGCUCAUCGGUCCAGAUGUCUGUGGCCGGACUGCAGCCCAUUAGCCUGAGCGACCCGCGCAUCGUCAACGUGGACCUGUCAUCCGUGGUUAAGGGUCACCUGGACUACAUGGAGCAAAUGGAGACCAUCCUGGUGGCGGUGGGUGUUCCCACAAGAGAAGGCACAGGCAGAAUAACUGUGGGCAGUGGGCAGCCUUUGAUCAUGGGCGCUGUCGGUGCCGGUGUUGGUGCCCAUUCUGACACGGGUGCUAAUGCAUUAGGUUCAGAGGAGCUGCCUGAAGGCCCAAACAGCAUUGUCAACCAAGACGAGGAAGAGGAGGAGAGGAAGGCAAAGGUGGCUUCAGACGCUGGGUCCGUGUCUGAGAGAGUGUCUGGGGAAAAGAAGGACGACACGGAGGUGACUGAGGACGAGGGCUGGGACAUCCCGGACAUCUCUGACCUUCUGGACUCCCUCCCUGGAAAUCAGGAUGGCGAGACGGAGACUAAGACCAAGACCUCUCCAGAAGGGGACGAGGAUGGGGAUGACCCUUUGUCACGUCCUCAAACAGACAUGGUGUGCAAGGACAGCCUUUGUGAAGGGGAAAGCUCGCAUCAUGAGGAGGACACAGAGGAAGACGAAGACUCUGGACAGCAUUCUUGGAAUUGGGAUACCGCAAACUGGAACGCCGGUGAGGAUGGCAAAACACAAACUCAGCACUGGAAGUCAAGUGACAAGCAGAACCCUUUGUCGUGCCCUCAAUCAGAGAACGCGAUUCGUAUGGGCGGCUUGCGUGAAGGGGAGAGCUCACACUCUGAUGAGGAGACGGAGGACAAAGAUGAAGACUCUGAACAGAACUCUUGGGAUUGGGACACAACUAACUGGAACUAUGUACACAUAUGCACCAACGAGGAAGGCCAAACACAAACUCCGCACAGGAAAUCAUGUGACCAGCAGAACCCUUUGCAGUGUCCUCGCGUAGAAGGGGAAAGCUCUCACUCUGGUGGAGAGGACAAAGAGGACAAAGACGAAGACUCUGAGCAGAACUCUUGGGACUGGGAUACUACAAACUGGAAUUCCGCACACACGCACACCCACGAGGCAGGCACAAAAACACAAACUCAUCACAGGAAAUCAUGUGACAAGAUGGGUAAUGGGAAACCUGCCAGUUGUGUCUCCUCAACUGGGAAUGGACCCAACCACUCGCAUCAUCAUCAUCACUCAAGUACAGACAACAAAUUGAAGAAGACAUCUCCAGAUUCAAACGAAAGUGUUGAGUAAUUGAAGGACAAUAAUCCAUCCAUGUGUUUUUUUUUAUAAUCAUUUAAUUUAUUUCUGUGUACAAAAACAAUUGUCAUUGUCAACGGUACUGUAACAGUGUUUCAUGUUGUGUAGCUUAUAUUAAUUUUAAAAAACGGUCCUUGCCAUGUAAUGUGAAAAGUGAGGUCAGUCAGUCAGUAUUUAGAAGUCAGUGUUGUUGAUGCUGGAGCUUGUGCCAUUGGAAAGGAUGAGCCACUGGCGUAACACAAGUACUACAGGCCCCCCUGCAAGGCCCAUUUCUUCAAGUCAAGGGCCCAUGUGGGCCCCCCUGCCUUGCGGGGGCUGUGGGGGUAUACUUUAAGCCCCUGGGAUGAGCCCAUUUGGACAGGAUAGGAGAGUGUGAGUCACGUUGCCAGUGCUAAUUGCAGAUUGUCAAACCAUGGCUGAUCUGACUCGAGCUGCCCUUUUGGUGAACACAGUGGUGGUGAGUGCCUGUUUAUUUUUUCCCUGCUCUGACUCUGUGUGUACGUGUUUGUGUACGUGUGUGUGUGAGAGAGAGAGAGAGCGUGCGCACGCUUUUGUGUAUGUGUGUGUGUAUUUGUAUACUUGUGUGUGCAUACAUGCAUGCACUUACUGUGUGUUCGUGACCGUAGUGUUUGUAACAGUUGUUAUGGUAAUUCACAGUAAGGCAGCCUUACAGUGUGUAUUAAAAGCAAACCAUCUUGGCUCUGGAAGCUAG
Engraulis encrasicolus (European anchovy) is the source of this 3482-nucleotide messenger RNA. It is a transcript of the gene tmco4, whose product is annotated as transmembrane and coiled-coil domains 4. Bases 80 to 2764 code for a protein of 894 amino acids. Lineage: Eukaryota; Metazoa; Chordata; Actinopteri; Clupeiformes; Engraulidae. The transcript is spliced from 14 exons. The record is from RefSeq and is a predicted model, not a curated record.